GAAGAAAACCCGGAAGAAAAGUGUCCACAUGUACCCACAGUGUGAGUGAACACAUGUUUUUAUAUGUUAGAAGAGCAAUAUAACAGAAGUUAAACAGCGGCAUGAUAUCUGGAUAAGUCCUGUAGCUCGUUAAAGGUCAGUCAGCGAGGCUCGUUUUACAUAUAUCAGACACUGAUGUGAAGAUGUUGAGUGAUUCAGAGGCUGCAGAGCUGCUCUCCUUCCUGACUCCCAGUGCACGUCCUGAUGUCAAAAGUCACACCACAGGGUACAUCCUGGGACUGUCUGGACACAGGGAUGGCUGCCGCUUCCUCCGCACUAAACCUGACAUACUUGUUGCCCUGUUUGCUCUGACGUCUGACCCCUCUAGUGCCAUCGUGAAGGACUGUUACCACAUCUUCAUCAACCUGUCCGCUGACGAGACUCUGCACCAGGUUUUGGUGGCAGACGUCAAAGUUCUCCCAGUGUUGUUGAAGAGGCUUCUGGAUCCAGAGUUCUCGUUCUCUGACCAGAUCGCCUCCAUUCUGUCCAACCUCAGCCGCCAUGCGAAGACCUGCAAGACUGUGUUCAAGGUCCUGCAGGAGGAGGUCGGCCUCACUCAGCUGGUGGAGAUCUUCUGCACUGAAGGUUUCAACAAGAAGGCGAAGCUUCACUACCUGAGUCCUCUGCUGUCCAACCUGACGCAGCUGCCUGAGGCCAGAAACUACAUCAUGGACAAGGACAGGUGUGUAAUCCAGAGGCUGCUUCCCUUCACUCAGUACCAGGGAUCAGCGGUGAGGCGAGGUGGAGUCGUAGGGACCCUGCGCAACUGUUGCUUUGACCACGCCCAUCACGAGUGGUUGCUAAGCGACGCUGUGGACAUCCUGCCCUUCCUCUUGCUGCCGCUGGCCGGUCCAGAGGAGCUGACAGACGAAGAAAAUGAAGGUCUGCCUGUGGACCUGCAGUACCUCCCCGAGGACAAGAAGAGAGAAGAAGACCCCGACAUCAGAAAGAUGCUGCUGGAAACACUUUUACUGCUGACAGCAACUAAAGCCGGUCGGAAAAUAAUGAAAGAGAAGAACGUUUAUCCGAUCAUGAGAGAGUUCCACAGCUGGGAGAAGGAAGUCAGCGUGACGGCAGCCUGUGAGAAACUGGUCCAGGUGCUGAUAGGAGACGAGCCGGAGCAGGGGAUGGAGAACCUGAUGGAGGUGGAGAUUCCCGAUGAUGUGGAGGAGAAACUGAAGGAGGCCGAUGCCAAAGAACAGCAGGAGCUGGAGAAAGAACAGGAGAAGAUGAGGCAGGAGGAAGAGGAGGAGAAGAAGAAGAGAGAAGCAGAGGGGACGGACAAAGACGAGGAGAGUGGACUGAUACGAUAAAGCCUGUUUUAGACCUGACGGGACGUUUACAGAGAGAGCGAUGAACAGUGUCACUGCUGGAGAAAGUAAGUAAUGUAUAAGAAGAAGAAGAAGAAGAGGAGUGUUUCCUCUUCUCUCACAGACUGAAUCAGGGAUGGAUUUUAAACUUUACUUUGUUGUUGAAGCCUUUAAUUAAUUUGAGCGUGAGGGAAACUCACUCUGAUUGUCACGGUGAAUCCACUGAUUGGUUUUCAUCAGUUUCAUCAUCUAUUACUGACAUUCAAGUAUUUUAUUCCUCCUCUGUCCCACACCACGUGGUGGGAAAAUAACUUUACAUGUGGAUCUGACAUUAGAAGAAGUCUCAACAGCUAAACAUUGACUCAUUUAAAGUGUCUUGUGUUUAUUUAAGGCACAGCAUGCAGGAUUUUCUUUGGGAAAAUACAAUAUAUAGACUCACACAGAAGUUAUCCCUCUCAAUCAUCACUUACGACCUGCUAGUGGAGUGUGGCAGUGUCUGUAUCUGCAGAGAACCUGCCCUCUGCCUGUGUUUGUAAUUUUCUUCUUAUUUUGGUUUGUCAAGGACAUUUCUGGGUGUCAGCCUUAGUGGCACAAGGUCGUAUCCCUACUCUGCUCUGUGGAUGUGAGCUGCAGGUCUGUGUGUCCGUCUGAUCGAGGGCGAGGUUGAGCCACACACACAGACACAGAGCAGAGAAGCCAAACAGACAGGAUGAGGCUUUAGUUGAAUUCACACAAGAUCCAGCAGUGCAGCACCUUUCUCUGCAGUUGUGCAGAGGUGUGGGCGUGUAUAUUUGUACUUAACCAUCAUAAAACAAUCAGAAAAUAACAAAUGAUUUCUCUGAUUCACUGCUUUGUUCUCCUUAACGCCGCUUCCUCUCCUCAUUCACUCUCUUGCACGCUUGACUACCACUGCUCUCUCAGUCUUGAGCCGAGGAGGAGGAGCCAAGUUUGAAUGUUGUGUUUUCAAACAGUGGGCACCUAGUCCUGCACAGUGUGCCCAGGGUUGCAGCGGUCAUGGAAAACCUGGAAAAGUCAUGGAAUUAGAAAUAAAUAAUUGAUUCCAUAUAAUGUAACAUAACAGCAAAUUUAUUUUCUGUAGCUGACGGUGUAACGUAGCUCCAAUAUGCAUCGAUGUGUGACAACAUUUUGUUUACCAUCACAUAUGCUUAUACAUUUUCUUCCCGUGUUCCAUUUCUCCCUUCAUGUAUGCCCACUAGCUGAAGUUUUGCUUGAAUAGAGUUUAUCUGAUAUGAAUGAAAAAUGCCCGGAAAGAAAAAGAAUGUGUUAUGGGUCCUUGAAAAGUCAUGAAAAUGUUUUUGAAAUUUUGUCCAUGAAAAUGCGAGGGAGUCUGUCUGUCUUUAAACUGACACAAUUUAGUAUAGCGGUCAAAAAGUGUUACAAAACACAUGCCUAAGGGUGCCCACUAGCUCUGUGGGUAGAGUGGGUACUCCAUGUGCAAAGGCAGUGUCCUUACUACAGCUGCUGUGGGUUCCAGCCUGUGGCUCUUUGCUGCAUGUUGUCCCCUCUUUCUCCUCCUGUCAUGCUUCAAACUGUCCUGCCAUUAAAGGCGAAAAGCCCCAAAAAAUAAUCUAAAAACCCCCACAUAUCUAUGCCUCUAGCAUAAAAAAGACCUAUUCAGAUGUGAGACAACGUGUUAAAUCGCCAACACUACGUAAUGGUGUGCAGUCUGUCCUGCUGAGGACGGAACAUCUUAAUUAUGAUCUCAUUUUCCGGUUGAGCUGUCAGACUGUUCACUCCUUCACACCCAGUUUCCUUUAAUUUCCACUUCAAGCUGGUUUGAAGCUGUAGAAGAUUCUUCAUUGCUCUGUCUGACAGCCUUGUAUACUGUUUAUUAUGUACCAAGUUGUUCCUGCUUUCUAUUGAAGCCGUAGGACACCUUUCACUUAAAUGCUGCAUCAUUUCAAACACAACUUUGAAAACUGAGAACUCCACUAAAAUUUUAAAUAAAGAUAUAUCAGUUUCAGCAACGUUUGGCUGCACAGUGUGAGACUGUCAUGACUGUUCUGUGACCUCUCUCUGUAUCUGAAUAUAUUCUGGUGUUCUAUCUAAUCCUCGGUGCUUUGAAAUGAGCUACAAGAGUAACUUCUGAACCCACCUUUGUAUUGCCUUGUUCUCUUAUGCAUGGAGUCUGGAGGGUUUUUUUUGUUUGUUUGUCUGUUUUUGCAGAUACAAGCUUUAUGUAUACCCCUCAGAUAUCCUAACACUGAUCUGCAGCUGCUCAGUAAUGUGUAUGAAGCAGGUUAGUCCCCUGAAGGACUGCAGUCUCAUGCUGAGUAGGUGUUUGUUCAGUCUCUUCUUGAAGGCGUUAACAAUACUUCAUGUGAUGUCUGUGACGACAGCAGGGGGAAGGCUGUUUCAUGUUGUUACAGCAGAGAGGAGAAAGCUCCUAUCAAGGCCUUUGGUGUCAGCCCUGGGGAGUGACAAAACAUGGCCUGGUGGUAACCUCCAGGUGGUUUGACCUCAGACAUGAGGGCAGCAGCUUUCAGGUCUGCUGGACAGGUUUGAGUUUUUAUCUUGGGAAGUACAGUUGUUGCAGCAACUUUUCUGUGAUGGCUUAGCUUGGUGAUGGCAUAAUGGGGUCGGCAACCUGUACUAUCCUUAUAUUGGCCAAAAACAAGUCUGUUUGGAGCUGUAAAAUAUAUCAUGAAGGUAGCCUUAUAAUAACGGGAACACGGCCUAUUAAGUCUAAAUUUGUGUUAGUAAUAGUUCUAAAUCAGCAUUCAUUAAUGUUUUCCACAGGGUGGCUACUCGACAGGGUACUAUUUAUCAUUAUUUGGUAUUUUAAUUUUGCAGCAUUGGCGGUGAAAGCAAAGUAAUCCUGUUCAUGCACUAUUAAAUUCUUUAUUUUCCUCCGAGACUUUUCCUUUUUUGAA
This is a messenger RNA of Epinephelus moara (kelp grouper), 4243 nucleotides long. It is a transcript of the gene hgh1, whose product is annotated as HGH1 homolog (S. cerevisiae). The coding region runs from base 183 to 1352 and encodes 389 amino acids. The transcript has 10 exons. The record is from RefSeq and is a predicted model, not a curated record. Lineage: Eukaryota; Metazoa; Chordata; Actinopteri; Perciformes; Serranidae.